AUGUCGAGCCCAAGAUCACCGGCGCCGGCCACAGUCCAGGACUGCUGGGACUGCAUGCUCCCGGGCCCGCCCAGCCGCAGCAACUUCGGAUCCGCUGACGUCAGCCCCGCCGGUCUCCUCGCGUUCCCUGCCGGCAGCUCCAUCUCCGUCGUCGACACUCGCUCAAUGCAGCUCGUCGUCUCCCUCCCCAUGCCUCCCCCCUCCUCCGCCACGUCAUCCCUCUCCGCCUUCGUCACCUCCGUCCGGUGGACCCCGCUCCCUCUCGGCCGCGACCUCCUCUCCACCGAGCCUUCCAGCUCCCACCUCCUCCUCGCCGCCGGCGACCGCCAGGGCCGCAUCGCGCUGCUCGACCUCCGCCUCAAGAGCCCCGUCCUCUGGUUCGACUCCGACGACCGCCUCGCCGUCCAGGACAUCUGCUGGGUCCAGGCCCGACCCGACUCCUACCUCCUCGCCGCGCUCUCCGGAUUCUCCUCCCUCUCGCUCUUCUCCUCCUCCACCGGCCGCUGCUUCUGGAAAUACGACGCCGCGCCGGAGAUUCUCUCCUGCGUCCGCCGCGAUCCCUUCGAUUCCCGCCAUUUCUGUGUCGUCGGACUCAAAGGCUUCUUGCUCUCCGUCACCGUUUUAGGCGAGACGGAGGACGACGUCGUUAUCAAGGAGCUUCAGAUUCGGACCGAAUCCAAUGAGCUGCUGAAGCUGGAGAGGGAGCUGGCCGGCGGCGGAGGAGGAGGAGUUGCAGGGAGCAGCACGUCGUCGGCUUCCGCGGCGUUCCCGCUCUACGCCGCGAGGUUUGCCUUCUCGCCGCAAUGGAGGCACAUUCUGUAUGUGACGUUCCCCAGGGAGCUGGUGGUGUUCGAUUUGCAGUACGAGACGCAGCUGUUUACAGCUGCAUUGCCUCGUGGCUGUGGCAAGUUUAUGGAUGUGUUGCCGGAUCCGAAUAACGAGUUUCUAUACUGUGGUCAUGUUGAUGGGAGGCUCAGUACUUGGCGCCGAAAAGAAGGAGAACAGGUGCACGAAAUGUGUUCAAUGGAAGAGUUGUUGCCCUCGCUUGGCACAUCAGUACCUUCUCCUUCAGUUCUUGCUCUGGCCAUCUCCCAAUCAGAUUCAACCUUGCAAAACAUCGGCAAGCUAUAUUCUGAUGCGCCGGAUUCUCCUUUCUCCGCUGUGGAAUUUGAUAAUCCUUUUGAUUUUUGUGAUGCGCCUCUUGUUCUUUCUAAAACACAUUUGGUCUCCAUUUCGGAUGAUGGGAAAGUUUGGAACUGGCUCUUGACUGCUGAAGGUGAAUACAAUCACAAGGAUGAUAAAGACUUGGAUGUGGUUUCUAAUAUCACUGAACUGUCGGUUACUGGAACCAAUACAAAUAGUGUAGUUGCUUCGACUGGAGGAGUUGAGAUGGAAGUGAGUAAGAAAUCUGAACAGAGCAGUGGUGGCAGAAGUCGACAUUCAAGUUCUACCAUCAGCCAUACAAGAAUUGCCAUGCUGCCAAUUCAUCUAGUGAAACAUUUAGAUUUCAGAUUUAUGUAUGCUUACAAAGCCAAAUUACUGAUGCAGAUUAGCUUAGUAGGACAGCUUCAGCUUCUUUCUUCAGCAGUGACUAUGCUAGCUGUACCUUCACCUUCUUCAACAGCUACUUUGGGCCGUGGGGGAAACUUUCCUGUUGUAGCUGUUCCAUUGGUUGCCUUGGGAACUCAGAGUGGGAUAGUGGAUAUUGUUGAUGUUUCUGCCAAUGCUGUCGCUGCAAGUUUUUCUGUUCAUAACGGGACUGUUAGGGGAUUACGGUGGCUUGGAAACUCUAGAUUGGUUUCAUUUUCAUACACUCAGGUAAGUGAAAAAACUGGAGGUUUUAUCAACAGGCUAAUUGUGACCUGUCUUAGAAGUGGCCUAAAUAAACCAUUUCGGGUUUUGCAAAAGCCUGAACGUGCACCCAUAAGAGCUUUAAGGACUUCUUCCUCUGGAAGGUAUCUUCUUAUUUUGCUCCGUGAUGCACCAGUCGAGGUUUGGGCUAUGACAAAGACUCCUAUAAUGCUUAGAUCACUAGCACUUCCCUUUACGGUUUUGGAAUGGACUCUCCCAACAGUUCCACGCCCUCCUCAAAAUGCACCUGCUAAGCAAUCAUCAUUACCCCCCAAAGAUCAGACAUCAGGGGCAUCAGAUAGGCCAUCAUCUGAUUCUAAGGGCUCAGAUGGAUCCCAAGACGACACUUCCGAAAGCUUUGCUUUUGCACUAGCAAAUGGUGCUCUUGGUGUUUUUGAGGUUCAUGGGCGUAGGAUUCGUGACUUCAGACCAAAAUGGCCUUCUUCUUCAUUUGUCUCAUCUGAUGGACUAAUUACAGCAAUGGCGUACCGUUUGCCUCAUGUGGUUAUGGGGGACAGGUCAGGAAAUAUUCGCUGGUGGGAUGUAAUAACUGGGCAUUCUUCUUCAUUUAACACUCAUAGAGAAGGUAUCCGCAGAAUUAAGUUCUCACCUGUUGUUCCUGGAGACCGUAGUAGGGGGCGUGUUGCUGUACUAUUUUAUGACAAUACAUUUUCCGUAUUUGAUCUUGACUCUCCAGACCCUUUAGCUAAUUCUCUCUUACACCCUCAAUUUCCUGGAACCCUUGUUUUGGAACUUGAUUGGUUGCCUUUGCGAACUGACAAGAACGAUCCACUGUUAUUGUGCAUAGCUGGAGCUGAUAGUAGCUUUCGCCUUGUUGAGAUCAAUAUAGCUGAUAAAAAACUUGGUUUUGCUCACCAGCCCAGAUCUAUAAAAGAAAGGUUCCGUCCCAUGCCUUUAUGUUCUCCUAUAUUGCUUCCCACACCACAUGCCCUGGCACUACGGAUGAUCUUACAGUUGGGCGUAAAGCCCUCCUGGUUUAAUACUUGCAGUACAUCUUUAGAGAAGAGGCCUCAUCUCAUUCCUGGAACUCCAAAGUCCAGUGAGGAUCUUCGCAGUUACAUGAUGGAUGUACAAACUGUUGGUGACCCUGUGGUACCAGAGUUGCUGCUUAAAGUAUUAGAACCUUAUCGAAAAGAGGGCUGCAUACUGGAUGAUGAGAGGGCAAAAUUAUAUGCAAAGGUGGUAAACAAAGGCUGUUCUGUGAGAUUUGCCUUUGCUGCUGCAAUUUUUGGUGAAUCCUCUGAAGCUCUUUUCUGGCUGCAACUGCCGCAUGCCCUUAACUAUUUGAUGAACAAGUCCAUAAAUAAGUCUCCACAGAAAGCCACUGUAUCAGCAUCAGUUCCAGAGCUUGAUAAUGCCUCUAUGGUGACUAGGAUAACAUCAAAAGGAAAAUCAGCGUCUGGAAGAGAAAAGAAAGAUGCAACAAGCCAAGGGCAGCUCAGGUUGAUGGCGUUUGAACAAGAAGAACUCUGGGCAAAUGCAAGUGAACGCAUUCCAUGGCAUGAGAAGCUAGAGGGAGAAGAUGCUAUUCAGAAUCGUGUACACGAGCUUGUGUCGGUUGGGAACUUAGAAGCUGCAGUCAGUUUAUUGCUUUCCACUCCUCCUGAGAGCAAGUACUUCUCUGCUAAUGCUUUACGUGCAGUUGCUCUCUCUUCUGCUGUGUCAAAGUCUCUUCUUGAACUGGCUGUUAAGGUUGUUGCGGCCAACAUGGUCAGGACUGACAGGUCACUGUCAGGUACUCAUCUUCUCUGUGCUGUAGGAAGGUAUCAAGAGGCGUGUUCCCAGUUACAAGACGCGGGGUGCUGGACAGAUGCUGCUACUUUAGCUGCCACCCAUUUGAAAGGAUCUGAUUAUGCAAGGGUGUUGCUAAGAUGGGCUACACAUGUCCUCCGUGCCGAACACAACAUAUGGAGGGCUCUGAUUUUGUAUGUUGCAGCUGGUGCAAUGCAAGGGGCUUUGGCAGCACUCCGUGAGGUCCAACAACCUGACACUGCCGCCAUGUUCAUUCUUGCUUGCCGAGAAAUUCACGCCAACAUCUCUGAUUUAGGAAACUCUGACGAUGAAUCCAAAUCUUCAAUCAAGGACAUGCUUCCACACUUGCCUGGGUUGGGACCCGAGAAUGAAGAUGUCAUUGCAGUGGGUGAAUAUUUUGGGCAAUAUCAGAGAAAGUUGGUGCAUCUUUGCAUGGACUCUCAGCCAUAUGCUGAAUGAACACCAUUGUCUCGUCACUCGGUUGGAAUCUGGUUGUUCUAUCUGUACCACAUGUGAGAAUAGGCAAACGUGUGCUGGGACUCACAGCAAAAGACAGUCGAAGAAAUCCCUUGAUUUGAAGAUGCUCUUAUAUUCGUGGGAAAAUGCAAUUGGGUAUAACAAUGUGAUAUGUUCGACAACGGAGAAUGAGGGUGUAAAAUUGAAUUCGUAUGUUAAGACUGCAGCUGUUCUGUGAGAUAAGCUCAUGAAGCUUGCUUUUUUGUUGUGACCAUUACAGAGGCACUGUAAAUGUAUACAUAUAUCUCAAAGUAUAGGCAGUUCCCAUAGCAGAUGAUAUGAUUUAAAAUUCUUUGCCAGCUAUUUUCUGGCUUUGAUUG
Fragaria vesca subsp. vesca is the source of this 4460-nucleotide messenger RNA. RefSeq lists its product as uncharacterized. The record is from RefSeq and is a predicted model, not a curated record. Lineage: Eukaryota; Viridiplantae; Streptophyta; Magnoliopsida; Rosales; Rosaceae. Gene Ontology annotation, cellular component: cytoplasm. Gene Ontology annotation, molecular function: protein binding. Bases 1 to 4083 code for a protein of 1360 amino acids. The transcript has 20 exons.